AUGGCGCUCAUCACCCACACGUGGAUCCCGCGCCGGCUGCUCUGGCGCCGGCCCUCGCUGCUGCCGGAGCUGCUGACGGCGCUGCUCGGGGCCGUUCUGCGCGAAACCGUCCGCGCCCGCGAGGUCGCGGCGGAGACGGAGGAGGCCCUGCUCGAGGCCGCGGAAAAUUCCGCCGAUGCCGGCGGGGCCGCCCCACGCGGGGAGGCCUUGUACCCCCCGUUGGCCGCGCUGUUUUACCACUUCGCCCGGCAGGUCGAGGCGGACGACGCCGCGGACGACCCCGGCGACCCGAGUCUUCCUCAUCUCCACACGACAACGACGCCUACGAGCAAUGAUAGUACGAAUCCCCCUAAUCGGAAUCAUCCGAGUCGCGAAAAAGCGCCAAAGCCCCCCCUGAACCGCCUGCCGGCCCUUCCGCCGCGGUCGACGCGUUUGUUGGCCCUUUCCGCCGUGGUGGCGUCGCUUUUUCAGGCCGCGGCGCCCUUCGCGUCGGUUUUCGCCCUCCACAGCGGGGAUUUGGACUUCGUUUUUGCCGAUCUCCUUCGCGGGCUGGCGCGGCAUCGGCUCCCCGGCGUUCGCGCCGCCCCGAUCGCCUUCCACGACGGCGUCUCCAUCCGCCCGGCGCGGCCGUCCCCCCAAACAUUUGUCGAUUUGGCCUUCACGCUGAUCGGGAGCCCCGACGGCAAGGCGCUUCUCCGCCAGGCCCUCCUCCGCCUGCAGGAGGAGGAGGACACCAUCGGCGCCGGCGGCGAUUUCGCGCGAACGGCCCUGACGGAGCGAACCCACAUCUUCCACGUCGACUAA
Phytomonas sp. Hart1 is the source of this 804-nucleotide messenger RNA. The record is from the annotation of a GenBank genome assembly. Lineage: Eukaryota; Euglenozoa; Kinetoplastea; Trypanosomatida; Trypanosomatidae.